AUGCGAUGUUAUAUACCAAUAAGCGGAAGAGGCAAUUGUUUAGCAUAUUAUUUGCUUUCAGCAGAAUCUUUACCAGUUUUAAACGAAGAAAAUCUCCUAUACGCUUAUCGUCCCACCGUUCGCCACCACAUAGCCCACUUUUGUCCCAACUUAGACGUGGCUAGGCAGUGUAUCCGAAAAUGUAUGCAGCUGGGGCUACCAUCCUUCUGUGGUAAGGAUCACGUGUGUUACUGCGGGCAUAAAUAUAAAAAUACUGACAUGAAUCCGAAGACAAAUGCUGAAGAGGUUUACAACCAAUUUAAAGAUUUGUAUACAAAGUAUUUUGGACCAGAUACACGUAGCAAGAAGCCUCAAGACCACAUCGACGAGUAA
Molecule: messenger RNA, 372 nt
Organism: Leptosia nina
Lineage: Eukaryota; Metazoa; Arthropoda; Insecta; Lepidoptera; Pieridae
Source: the annotation of a GenBank genome assembly